Molecule: messenger RNA, 1242 nt
Organism: Verticillium dahliae VdLs.17
Lineage: Eukaryota; Fungi; Ascomycota; Sordariomycetes; Glomerellales; Plectosphaerellaceae
Product: Ste50p
Exons: 3
Coding region: 1-1242 (413 amino acids)
Biological process (GO): signal transduction
Molecular function (GO): protein binding
Source: RefSeq, a predicted model, not a curated record
AUGCCGCAAUAUGCUGAUCACUUUUUGGAUAACGAAAUCGUCGGCGAGGCCCUCGUCGCCCUCCUCCACGACGACCUCAAGUCCAUGGGCAUCACCAGCGUCGGACACCGCCUGACUAUCCUGAAGAACGUCUACGAUGUGAAGAGAGCGCAGGAUGUGCCCACGGAGAGCGAUCACUACGUGCCCCUAUUCUUUUGGCUAGCCGCCGACGCCGAGGCCCAAUAUGCCACGGCCACCCUCAAAGACAUCAAGCACCUUGUCGAGCAGCUGCGACUACGAGACGAGCGCGUCAGCAUGGUCGAGCAGGACCUGCGGCGCCUAAGCGAAGAUUUUCGGCGGUUACGCGAGGACAUGCUGCCGGCGCUACGCAUGGCCAAGGACACCUCGCAGCCCCUGCCCAAUGUCAGCAAUAACCCCACACCAACCUACGGCUACGAGACGACCAUUUCACCACCAGCGCCGACGCCAUCAUCGGCGCAGUCCAAUGCUGGCCUCAUGCGGCAAUACUCGACCAAGAAGAUCAUGCUCGGCACCCUGCCGCCCAAGAACCCCUCGCCCUCCCCCCUACAGACGCAACACGAACGCUCCAUAGCCGAGCAGACGCUAGACCCGUCCCCUGCCGUCGAGAGGGCGCUGCUCUCCUCCUCCCACCUCUCCGCCAUGAACGGCUCCGGCCCCAACGCCACAUCCCCGAUAUACCACAACUCGCCCAACAUGCCCUCGCCAACAUCACCACCCGUCAUGGGCGGCACGACCCUAGGCUCCCGCUCCUACCGUUCGGAAGCCCCGACACCUUCAUCCCGCACCACCUUUUCCGAAAGCGACUACGGCCACAAGGGCCGCGAGCAGCCCGUGUCCGUACCGCGGCGUGGGCCGACCCCGGCCCCGGACACGCCGAGCACGAGUAACGCCUCGGUCGAGAUCUUCAAAUCGUUCCGCGUCAGCAUGGACGAUCCCUGCUACAAGGUCCUGCCCGCCGCCCUGAAAAAGUACCAGAUCAACGCACCAUGGGACCAGUACGCACUCUACAUUGUCUACGGCGACCAGGAACGAUGCCUGGCCCUCGACGAGAAACCCCUGAUCCUCUUCAAGCAGCUUGACAAGGAGGGCAAAAAGCCCAUGUUCAUGCUGCGCAAGACGAACAAUGCACCAGCUGACGGCGACCAACCCGGGAGUGCAGGCCUCGGCACAGGGUCCUCAAGGGGUGGUACGCCGUAUGAUCCUCCAGGAGGCAUCAUCUAA